AUGUCUGACGAUUUCGAUGAGAUCCCCGAUCUAGUACCAGCCUCUAUUCCAACUGAAACACCUGCUGUUGUUGAGACGGAGGAGCAUAAAAAAAUUCCCGUUACCAUCGUUACAGGAUUUUUGGGUAGUGGAAAGACAACCUUACUAAACUAUAUCUUAACGGAGGAACAUGACAAAAAGAUCGCUGUUAUAUUGAACGAAUUUGGAGAAAGCAGUGACAUAGAAAAGAGUCUAUCUGUUAAUCAAGAUGGUAGUCUCUAUGAAGAGUGGUUAGAACUUAGAAAUGGCUGCCUUUGUUGUUCAGCAAAAGAUGUAGGUGUCAAAGCUAUAGAGAACUUGAUGGAGAAGAAGGGAAAGUUCGACUAUAUUCUAUUGGAAACAAGUGGUUUGGCUGAUCCUGGACCAAUUGCUUCCAUGUUUUGGUUGGACGAAGGUUUGGGCAGUGAGAUAUACCUUGAUGGUAUUGUCACUUUGGUUGACGCAAAGCAUAUAAGAGAUUACGUUAACGAAAAAAAAGAAAAUGUUAUGGUCAAUGAGGCUUCAAAGCAAAUUGCUAUCGCUGAUCGUAUCGUAAUCAAUAAAAAGGAUCUGCUCAAAAAUGAAGAAGAGUUAGAACAAUUGAAGCAAGAUCUGGCAUCCAUUAAUUCUGUAGCGGAAAUGAUUGUUACGGAAAGAUCGCAAAUUCCUAUUGACUAUGUACUGAACAUCAAUGCUUAUGAUGUUAGUAAUGCUGAUGCUUUGGUGCAGCAAACCAAGAAAAUUAAAGAGCAUGGAAGCCAUCACGCUCAUCAGAUUAGUCAUGAGGUACAAACUGUAUGUAUACAGUUUGAUCAACAGUUAGAAUCAUUGGACCAGUUAGAAAGCUGGAUUCAAGAAUUACUGUGGGAGAAGAAGUUCCCAGGAAUUGAUAGCGAUAUUAAAGAAGAUGAGAAUAUUAUUGUGUUAAGAUUGAAGGGUAUUUUGUACCCUCCCAAAGACAAAUUGUCACAGGAAGGAGAACAAGGCAAGAAGCAGACAAGAAUGGUUAUACAAGGUGUUCAGGAUCUAUACGAUAUACAAGAGGGUUAUGCUGACGUAGAUAAUAAGGAUGAUACGUCGAGUAAAAUUGUCUUGAUUGGAAAAAACUUGGAUAAGGAAAAAUUGUCAGCAUCCUUUAAAAAGGUGUUGAAUAUUGAACAUAAUAUCAUUUAA
This is a messenger RNA of Mycotypha africana, 1191 nucleotides long. RefSeq names its product CobW/HypB/UreG, nucleotide-binding domain-containing protein. The transcript is spliced from 8 exons. Bases 1 to 1191 code for a protein of 396 amino acids. Gene Ontology annotation, cellular component: cytoplasm. The record is from RefSeq and is a predicted model, not a curated record. NCBI's taxonomy places the organism in Eukaryota, Fungi, Mucoromycota, Mucoromycetes, Mucorales, Mycotyphaceae.